AAAGGAACACUAGGCUAGUUAAGAUUAGCUGGCAUGUGAACAGAGUUAUACCGUUGCUUCUAUGAGUCGCUCGCAACAGCUCAGUGCUUGCUCGAGAGAGCCAGCAUAGUUAAAGCUGAAUGCUCGAUUAAUGAAAGUCUCUUGUCCGGGAAAAAUGAAGGACGUGUAGGCGCGAAGCAGUGAGCUCGCAAGCUACACAUAUCUUGCAUGUGACAUGUUUAUCGUGUUUUUUAUUGCACGUAUCCGCAGGAGCUCAGAAGACAACGGUCCAAACAAAUCUGGUCCUUUUCCGCAGAAAAGGAAUGAAACCCGAUCCAGUCACCCCUUGCUACACGCCGCAUUCCAUUAUUAUAGGAGCUUGCGCUUGAUUUGGGGGCUAGGAGGAUACUUCACUCAAUCGCUCCGCCAAGCUCUGCGCUGCGCGGUAUCUACACGUUCCACGCCGCACCGCCUUGCCUUGCCUACUUCAUCGGCACUCGAGAGGAGCCGUGGGAGGCGCGGGAAUCGCGAAUCGAUGGGGAGCGUCGGGCGGCCGGAGGUGGAGUUAUCUAGCCCGCCGCCGCCGCCGCCGCCGCCGGCGGCUGCAGGAGCAGGCUCUGCGGACGCCGGGCAAGAGCAGAAGCCCGCCCAGAACGGCGGACCGGCGACCGGCGCCGCACCGGCGAUGGGCGAGGAAGGCACGGAGUACCGGGGCCUCCCUGGCGGCGCGGGCGCGGGCGCCGCGCCAGCGCCAUCGCCGGCGUCGCUCUCGAUCGUCCCGCUCAUCUUCAUCAUCUUCUACGAGGUCUCCGGCGGGCCGUUCGGGAUCGAGGACAGCGUGGGCGCGGCGGGGCCGCUCCUCGCCAUCGCGGGCUUCCUCGCCCUCCCCGUCAUCUGGAGCGUCCCGGAGGCGCUCAUCACGGCGGAGCUGGGCACCAUGUUCCCGGAGAACAGCGGGUACGUCGUGUGGGUGGCCUCGGCGCUCGGCCCCUACUGGGGGUUCCAGCAGGGGUGGAUGAAGUGGCUCAGCGGCGUCAUCGACAAUGCGCUCUACCCCGUCCUCUUCUUGGACUACCUCAAGUCCGGCGUCCCGGCGCUGGGCGGCGGCGCGCCCAGGACCGGCGCUGUCCUUGGGCUGACCGCGCUGCUGACGCUCCUCAACUACCGCGGGCUCACCGUCGUUGGGUGGGCUGCCAUCAGCCUCGGGGUCUUCUCCCUCCUGCCUUUCCUCGUCAUGGGCUUCAUCUCCAUCCCCAAGCUCCGGCCGGCGAGGUGGCUCGAGGUGGAUCUCCACAACGUCGACUGGAACCUGUACCUGAACACUCUGUUCUGGAACCUCAACUACUGGGACUCGAUCAGCACGUUGUCCGGCGAGAUCAGGAACCCUGCGAAGACUCUGCCCAAGGCCCUGUUCUACGCGGUCAUCUUCGUGGUCGUCGGCUACCUGUACCCUCUCCUCACCGGGACCGGCGCGGUGCCUCUGGACAGGGAGCAGUGGACGGACGGCUACUUCGCGGACAUCGCGAAGCUGCUCGGCGGCGCGUGGCUGAUGUGGUGGAUGCAGGCGGCGGCGGCGAUGUCGAACAUGGGCAUGUUCGUGGCGGAGAUGAGCAGCGACUCGUACCAGCUCCUGGGCAUGGCAGAGCGGGGCAUGCUGCCGGCCUUCUUCGCCACCCGUUCGCGGUACGGGACCCCGCUGGUCGGCAUCCUCUUCUCGGCCUCCGGCGUGCUGCUGCUCUCGACGAUGAGCUUCCAGGAGAUCGUGGCGGCCGAGAACUUCCUCUACUGCUUCGGUAUGCUCCUCGAAUUCCUGUCGUUCGUCCUGCUGAGGGUGAGGCGGCCCGACGCCCCGCGGCCGUACAGGGUGCCGCUGGGCACAGCCGGGUGCGUGGCGAUGCUGGUGCCCGCGACGGCGCUGAUCGUGGCGGUGCUCGCGCUGUCGACGCUCAAGGUGGCGCUGGUGAGCCUCGGCGCCGUGGCUGUCGGGCUCGUGCUGCAGCCGGUGCUCAAGUUCGUGGAGAAGAAGCGGUGGCUCAGGUUCUCCGUCAACUCGGACCUCCCCGGCAUCGACGUGAACCACCAGCCCGCCGCCCCCGACGAGCCGUUGAUCGUGUAGGGCGCGAAAAAAAAAAUCGGCGUAGACCUCGGGUUCUGAAUUGCUGAAAGUUAUGGUUUCCGGAGUUUUUGUCAGGCAGUAAGAUGAAUUUCGAGUAAACCAAAUACCGAUUUGGAAGGGAGCAUCUGAAGUGAUCAUCACGUGUUUCAUUCA
Messenger RNA from Aegilops tauschii subsp. strangulata, 2248 nucleotides. Its product is annotated as polyamine transporter PUT1. The record is from RefSeq and is a predicted model, not a curated record. Gene Ontology annotation, molecular function: transmembrane transporter activity. Gene Ontology annotation, cellular component: membrane. Gene Ontology annotation, biological process: transmembrane transport. Lineage: Eukaryota; Viridiplantae; Streptophyta; Magnoliopsida; Poales; Poaceae.